Messenger RNA from Cavia porcellus (domestic guinea pig), 758 nucleotides. RefSeq names its product thioredoxin-like. NCBI's taxonomy places the organism in Eukaryota, Metazoa, Chordata, Mammalia, Rodentia, Caviidae. Gene Ontology annotation, cellular component: cytosol. The coding region runs from base 340 to 651 and encodes 103 amino acids. Gene Ontology annotation, molecular function: protein-disulfide reductase activity. The record is from RefSeq and is a predicted model, not a curated record. The transcript has a single exon.
GGGUUUUAUAAUAUUUUACAGAUUCGUUUCUUUUUUUUUUUGUCUUUUUUGUUUUUAUCGGUACCGGGGAUCGAACUCAUGACUGCCUGCUUUCAAGGCAGGCGCUUAUGCCGCUGAGCUAAAUCCCCAGCCCCUACAGAUUCGUUUCUAACUUUAGUGUCAUUAAAGUGAUAAAAUAGGGGCUGGGGAUUUAGCUCAGUGGCAUAAGCGUCUGCCUUGCAAAUGUGCAGUCGUGAAUUUGAUCCUGGGUACCACAAAAAAAAAAGUGAUAAAAUAGAGCUACUGUCCAGUGACUUCUACCACUUGCUUCUGUAGCUUGUCAGGCCCCCAGCAGCCAGAAUGUUGCAGCAGAUUGAAAGCAAAGAGAGAUGUCAGCAAGCCUGGAAUAGUGCAGGAGAUAAACUUGUAGUAGUUGAUUUCUCAGCCACGUGGUGUGGGCCUUGCAAGAUGAUCAAGCCUUUCUUUCAUUCCCUGUCUGAAAAGUACUCCAGUGUGUUGUUCUAUGAAGUAAAUGUGAAUGACUAUCAGGCUGUUGCUGCAGACUGUGAAGUCAAAUGCAUGGCAACCUUCCAUUUUAUUAAAAGGAAUAAAAAGGUGGGUGAGUUUUCUUGCAUUAAUAAGGAAAAGCUUGAACCAUCAUUAAUGAAUUAGUCUAAUUGUAUUUUCUGCAGAAUAUAACUAGUAUGAAGUAUGGAAACUAGUACCCAACUGCCAUCUGAUUAUGAAUGACAAUAAAAUUUUUUUAAAUGAUAAAAUAA